Messenger RNA from Aspergillus clavatus NRRL 1, 2670 nucleotides. RefSeq lists its product as uncharacterized. The record is from RefSeq and is a predicted model, not a curated record. Lineage: Eukaryota; Fungi; Ascomycota; Eurotiomycetes; Eurotiales; Aspergillaceae. Bases 1 to 2670 code for a protein of 889 amino acids. The transcript has a single exon.
AUGCUUGGCUCGGACGCUGACCGACCAGCCCGGGAUGUAGGCUCAUCUUCCAUCUAUUCGCGCGUCCCAGUCACUUCCGGCCCCUUCGGUAGCGCUCCGCCCCCGUCCGCCUCGAGCGCAAUGUCCCCUCCCACCGCGCCAGCUCGACCCUCACAGCUCGACUAUCCCUUGUUCCGCCGGUCACAAACUCCGGAAACGUCCUUCGCAAAGGCCCAAUCUGGUCGUGCGUAUCGUGCCGGCGCGGGAAGCGUCUCUCAAGCUCCGUCGGGCCCCGAGCCAUCCAAGUUCGGCGGCUUGUCUCGCGGUCCCCCAGCAAACCAAUAUCCGGACAAGCCCAACCCUACGCAUCCGUCCCCACAGCUUCAUUCUGCAUCGACAGAGCCCCCUUACAAUGAGACGCGCCGCCUGAGUUUCAACGGUCCCGUCCCUCGCCCUAACAGCCAGCCGCAACACCUCGAACGCUCGACGCGAUCGGCAGGUUAUAGCCCACUUUCGCGACCGAUGGGAGCCCCGGGAGCUGCCGAUCACCAGCUGAGUGCAGGUCACCAGCGAGCGUCGUCUUACAUGGGGCCCGAGUCACAGCACAACCGGUUUGGCAAUCUCUACGGAGACCGUCACGUGGAGGAGCAGGCGCAUCGGGAAAGAGAGAGAACCGUGGCUCACGAGACGGAAUCGAAACCACCUCAUCCCCAUUCUCGAUACGGCCCUCCCUAUGGCGAGCGCGACGUCGCUGGAAACCGUUCAUCUGCUGCAGCUGCAUGGGAUCUGGGCCGCUCGCAACCGCCCUCCCCGGAGACCAAGCGCUUUUCGGCGCCCGAGCCUGCUCCCGGGUUCGGAUUUGGUGCCAUUCAAAACUACACGAAGUCGUUGGGGUCCCAGCCCGGGGGUUCUCGACAGCCAUCGUUGUCUGCGCAAUCGCGACAGAGCCAGCCCACUCCAUCGACUGAGCAACAACCGUACCUAAGCAAGCUACAGACGGAACCCCGCCAUUUUGCCUCUGCGACCUCCGGGGGCCCGUCGUCCCUCAUUCAAAAUGCGUCGGCUGACGAUCAGCGGCGCAAGGGCAGUGACGAGCUUCUACAUCAUCGAAAUCUCCUGAGCAUCGGCCUUGAUGCCAAACGAGGCGGCCGCGCCUCACCGUUGCCUCAGGCCGUACAGGGGGCCCAAGCCCAGAUCCUCGGACCUACUGGAGAAGCUGGUAUCAAGAAUGAGCUGGGGCGGGUGUUCUCUGGUAUUGGAAGUGGUGUUGGCGGUGUCACUGCUGCGAGUGCCGGCAGUGGGUCUUCCACGCCGAUGAUGGCGGCCAGUCCCUUCAAGCGUGAUAGCAUCGCCGGUCGGUCUACCAACAGCGAAGCAACGCUGGACGAGUCUAAGAUCAAUCGGCCGACGUCAACUACCGGCAAGCGGUCUCGAAAAUCUCGAGACGAGGAUAGUAGGGCGGAUGUGGAAGCGGGCGCAGAUCGUGUGGGAGCGUCGGCCAGCAGCAGACGAGGCCGGCAUCUUCACCAUCACCACCAUCAGUACGUGAUUGACUGUUUCCCCUUUGAUCGUGUUAAUUUACUUGACAUUUUCUCUGAUCUCAUCAAACCUCCUGGCUUCACUCGAUCAUAUGCUAAUGUUCUCAGUCACCACCAUCACAGGCCUAAACCUGAAGAAGACACUGCUGCUUUGAGCGGCCCUCAUCGCCCCGUAUCAUCUAUGAAUUUCUUCCAUCGUACAUCCACGCCGGCCGACACAGCUGCCUCUGGACCUUCACUUGGCCAUCACCACCACCACCAUCAUCACCAUCAUCACCAUGCACCCCGCCCCGCUGCUGCUGCCGCCAACGCCGCGGCGAUGUCGCCGAUGCGUGAGCCUCGGACUGUGGUCACGAUUGAACCGGUAGUCUCAAGCGUUGCCCAUCUUCCACGGCACCAUCUCGGAUCCACCCUGUACGACCCCCGAAUUAGUGUGCCUACGGAGAAAGCCACGCUGGAAAGCGCCAAAUUUGGAUAUACUACCACACCCCUUCCGAUCCCUCGGUUUGAAGGGAAGGAAAACUGCACGUUUACUAUUCGUGUGCCGCGCUUCCGCAUUGACUCGGCUCAUCGCGAGGAGAUCUGUGCGCGACGUGCGCUUUGGGGCACGGGUAUCUACACCGACGAUUCCGAUCCCGUCGCCGCGGCUGUGCAUUCGGGCUUCUUUCGCGGUGCCUGGGGGCAGGAGAUCGAUGUGGAUCUGCUCGACUUGGAGAUCAAGGAUAAUUAUCAACAUGCACCGAAGACGGCGGAGGAUAUGGGUCUGUCAGAAGGCGAGCGAGCCCGAGUUCCGCCCCCACCCCCCUCCGACAAGGACUUGCACAUCACAAUCCUGAUACUACCGAAGUUGGAGCGGUAUGAUUCCAGCGUACUUUUCGGAUUGAAAUCACGGUCGUGGGAAGGCACUCACGACGGAAUGAGCUUCCGGGUGCUUCGCGUAGAGUGGGUUGACGAGGGUGUCGGCCGCGGCGAGCAACGCGGCGGCGAGGCUCGACGAAAGCGCUUGCGCAACCUGAUGCAGUCGGGGCGGAUCUGCACUGGGCCCGGUGUGAUCAAUUUGGAUCAAUUUCGCAGUGGAAUCCAAGUGCCGCGACGCAAGAAUGGAGUGAUGGACAAGCCUGAGUCGUCUGCGCCAGUUCAGACUGUUUCUUGA